Molecule: messenger RNA, 6561 nt
Organism: Phyllopteryx taeniolatus (common seadragon)
Lineage: Eukaryota; Metazoa; Chordata; Actinopteri; Syngnathiformes; Syngnathidae
Gene: ntrk2a
Product: neurotrophic tyrosine kinase, receptor, type 2a
Exons: 20
Coding region: 336-2792 (818 amino acids)
Biological process (GO): protein phosphorylation; cell surface receptor protein tyrosine kinase signaling pathway; trans-synaptic signaling by neuropeptide, modulating synaptic transmission
Cellular component (GO): plasma membrane; axon; signaling receptor complex
Molecular function (GO): brain-derived neurotrophic factor binding; brain-derived neurotrophic factor receptor activity; ATP binding
Source: RefSeq, a predicted model, not a curated record
ACACAAUGCACUGAGUGUGUCAGUUUGAUUUCAGCUGCACUGAAGGAGGAUUUCUGUGUGUGUGCGCGCGCGCGUGUGUGUGUGUGUGUGGGGAUCAAAGGAGCAAAUUGGGCAAUUUUCUCGUUUUUCACACUUUGUCUAGCCUGCCUGUACACCUCCCGUCGAGGAUUUCAUUUCAUUUUUGGGGUUUUGUGUGUGUGUGUGUGUGUGUGUAAUUGACCCCCCCUGCCGCCCCUUCCCCUCGCCUGGCUGCACUCAUCAUCCUUACAGCCGACCUGGGCGCGGGGCGCGGUGGGGGCUGCUCGGCGCGCCUCGGCUGACAUUUGUAACCCGACAUGAGCGCACAGACAGCCGGCAGCGGGGCUCUUCGGUCGCCGUCGGCCCGGAUGGUGUGCUUGUGGCUGGCCCUGCUGGGGCUGGCGGUGGGCUCCGGGGACCCGUGGCUGCCCACCGAGGCAUGCCAGUCCUCCUGCGCCUGCACCAACACCAGAAUCUCCUGCGUGGACCCGGAGAGGGGCAUCGCCGCCUUCCCCAUCCUGCAGAGCGAGGCUGAGAUGGAGAACAUCACAGACAUCUACAUCGCCAACCAGAGCAGCUUCUCGUCCAUCAACGACAAGGACCUGCACGACUACAAGAACCUCAGAAACCUAACGGUGACCAACAGCAGGCUGACGUACGUCUCCAAGUUGGCCUUUCAGAACAACGUCAAAUUACAAUACCUGAAUCUGAAAGAUAACAACCUGUCAUCGCUGUCCUGGACCUUAUUCCGACACCUCAACAUCUCUUACAUGAUCCUGACAGGAAACCCACUGCACUGUUCCUGUGAGAACAUGUGGAUCAAGCUGUGGCUGGGAGAGGAGGCGGACACCCAGGAGCUGCGCUGCAUCGAGGACGGCGGAGGACGCAGCCCGCUGUCCAGACUUCGACUCUCCAACUGUGAGCUUCCCAUGGCGACGCUGAUGUCGUCCAAAGUGACCGUCAUGGAGGGCGAGAACAUCCAGCUGUCCUGCGCCACCUCGGGUGUGCCUUCGCCCGACCUCAUCUGGAACACGGCGCUCGUCACCAGCUCUGAGAUCGAGAGAUCGGGCCAGAGCUCCGUGCUACACUUGUCCAACUUGUCAUCGUUGGACCACAACAGCAAGAUCAGCUGCACUGCAGAGAACAUCGUCGGCGAGAAAGAGGCCUCGCUGCUGUUGGACAUACUGUUUCCUCCCAAUAUCACCAAGUUGAGCGACGCUAUCCCGGACCACCACUGGUGCAUCCCCUUUAGUGUGGCAGGCAACCCAGAACCUCAGAUGCAGUGGUUUCUGAACGACAAAGCGGUGACCGAGGACAAAUUCAUCAAGACCAUGAUCUAUGACGUGACGGAGCGCGAGUAUCACGGCUGUCUGCAGCUGGACAGCCCCACGCACCUCAACAACGGCCUCUACACGCUGGUGGCCAAGAACGAGUACGGAACAGACCGGAAGCGGGUCGAGGCCCACUUCAUGCGCAAACCCUGGGACGGUGAGGAGUCACACUUGACAGCAGGAACUGAGAAAGAAUCCUACUACUACGACUUCCCCAUAGAUGGCCCCACUGCAGACCCACCAGAGGACAGAGUCGCCGUGUACGUGGUGGUGGGGAUUGCCGCCGUUGCCUUCUUCGGUUUCCUGAUUAUGUUGGCCAUCCUCAAGUUUGGGGGCAACUCCAAGUUCGGCAUCAAAGGGCCGUCCUCGGUCAUCAGCAACGACGACGACUCUGCCUCGCCGCUCCACCACGUCUCCAACGGCAGCAACACGCCGUCGUCCUCCGAGAUGGGUCCCGACGCCGUCAUCAUCGGCAUGACCAAAAUCCCGGUCAUCGAGAACCCUCAGUACUUCAGGAGCUCAAACAGCUUGCUCAAGACGGACACCUUUGUCCAGCACAUCAAGAGACACAACAUCGUGCUGAAGAGGGAGCUGGGAGAGGGCGCCUUCGGCAAAGUCUUCCUCGCCGAAUGUUACAACCUGUCACCUGACCAGGAGAAGAUUCUGGUGGCUGUCAAGACUCUUAAAGAGGCCAGCGAAAAUGCCCGGAAGGACUUCCAUCGUGAGGCCGAGCUGCUGACCAACCUUCAGCACCAGCACAUCGUCACCUUCUACGGCGUGUGCGUGGAGAGCGACCCCCUCAUCAUGGUGUUCGAGUACAUGAAACACGGAGACCUCAAUAAGUUCCUCAGGGCUCACGGUCCGGAUGCGGUUCUCAUGGCAGAAGGCCAGACCACCAGACCGGUGGAGCUGACACAGUCGCAGAUGCUACACAUCGCUCAGCAGAUCGCGUCUGGAAUGGUCUACUUGGCGUCACAGCACUUUGUGCACCGCGACUUGGCCACCAGGAACUGCCUGGUGGGUGAGAAUCUGCUGGUGAAAAUCGGAGACUUUGGCAUGUCCAGAGACGUCUACAGCACUGACUACUACAGGGUAGGUGUGGGAGGUCACACCAUGUUGCCAAUCCGCUGGAUGCCCCCCGAGAGCAUCAUGUACAGGAAGUUCACCACAGAGAGUGACGUCUGGAGUCUGGGUGUGGUCCUCUGGGAGAUCUUCACCUACGGCAAACAGCCCUGGUACCAGCUCUCCAAUAACGAGGUGAUCGAGUGCAUCACUCAGGGCAGGGUGCUGCAGCGCCCCAGGACCUGCCCCAAAGAGGUGUACGACCUCAUGCUGGGCUGCUGGCAGAGGGAGCCGCACAUGAGACUCAACAUCAAGGAGAUCCACGGCCUGCUCCUCAACCUGGCCAAAGCCUCGCCCGUCUACCUGGACAUUCUGGGAUGAACGCAACGAGGGGUGAAGAAGAGCCGUACCGGAUGUGAAAACAACUUUUAAAGGCAAUCGAAAAAAUGAAAAAUGAAAAACAAUCCCCCAAACACCUCCUUCCGCUAUUUCCCAUUUCAUCUUUCCUGGAAAAAGCUCCUUUUGGAACGCUUUGCUGGACUUAACGGACUGACUCAGUUCUACAAGGAACGCUUCGUGGCGCUUUUCCAUGUAAAUACGAGACCGGAGGAAGGUUUGUCGUUGUGUGUGAGGAUUUGGCUCCAUGUGAUAUGGAGCCUCAAUGACACUGUGUUACCACCUCCCCUCCAUUAAUCAACCAACCCUCUACACACACGCGCACGCACACACACGCGCAUACCAUCUCAUCAUUCAAUGUCAGCCCUCAAGAAAUGAAGAUUAGGGAUGGACAGUCGAAGAAAUUUGCUUGAUCCAACUUUGGAUUUAUUCCUUUAAAAAAUGCUCAAGUCAAUAUUUUCAAUUGUAUAUAUUUUUAGAUAUUUAAUUUGUAUGUGAUUAAUUUGUACCUUACGCACACGUGCUCAGCACAUGUCAACGUUCGCCCAACAAAGUGUGCUAAAAGAAAACAUUUUUUGGGAAACUGGCAAGUAACUAUCAUGUAUUCUUUUUUUUUUUUAUUUAAUGAUAUUACAAAUAUUUUAAUGUUACAGAUUGUUUAUAUAUUUAUUUUUGUAUUUUAUUUGAUUUAUUUUUAUUUUUUUUCUCUUUUUUUUCUUCUUAUUAAUGACGGUAGAAACUACCGAAGAAACAACACUGAAGGAUCUACCCAAGAAAACAAAAUCCGGAAACGCCGACCAGACAGGAAUAGCAAGCUGAGGCUCAGAGCGAAAGCACUUGCUUCGCACUCUCCUUAAUUAAGUACGAGCUCGUCAACUUCUGAAAGCAGUUGUGUCGCUAAAAUACAUUAAGGCAGUGCAAAAGUAGCGACGCGUUAUCUUCGCCGGCCCACGGAACCUCACUCUGUUCAUUUCCUGUUGAUCUUUUCACGGCAUGACUGAACUGCUCGGCCUGCUAUAAUCAUUGUGUUGUUACACUUUUUUUAAUAGAGGGGAAUAUGAUGACCGGCCGAAAACCGACCCCCACCCGCAUUUAAAAAAAAAAAAAAAAAAAAAAAAAAGGAACAGAUGCUGGUGUCGGGGGUCGAUUGAUUGACGCGGCAACGGCUGCGCCACGUUCACGGCUAAAGGGGUCGUUGCAGACGGGGGGGCUUUAAGCUAGUUCUAAAAACGAAAUCUCGAAGUAACUGUCAUAAAAUAAUAAACAAAAUGCUUCCAAUAUAUAAUAAGGACAAUAUUACAGGGAGUCCAGGCAGCAAAGCUUUUUUUCCCCGUGGUUUCUGUUUCCGACACAAGUAGAAUGGGACACUUUAAUACAUCAUUUUUGUUUAAAUAAUGCAACAAAUGUUGUCAACUUUAUAUAUUUACUUGAUAACAAAGCUCUCAGACGUCGCGAGAGACACGUGGCAGGUGCGGUUCUUCUGGUCAACUCAUAUUAAAUGCUCAGGCCUCUUAACAUUCAGACAUGCUUCAAAACUGUGUGUGCGCGUGUUACACAAACUGUUUACCUUAUCUUUACACGCGCGCACACACACAUUCGCUGAAAGACACUCACGCCGGUCCGAGUAGGAAAUUGAAUUGUGCAUGUUUUAUUAUUUGAGCGCUGCAGUCCUCUGUAAUGGUGUAAUGUAUAUUUCAUUACGGGGCCUAAUGGGCUCCAUUAGCGCGGGCCUCCUCGCAGACAUUCAAGACUUAUUGUUUUAUGGCGCAGAGGGGAAAGGGGAAAGGACGGCGGGGAGGGAUGAAGGGGAACGCGGUGGGGGGAAUGGAGAGAGGAGUCGAGGGAGGAAAAGCUUGAAGCCAAGAUGCUGGAGUGGAGGAGCGAGGGUGGGGGUGUGAUUGCGCGAGUGACCUCGGGGAGUCGGUGAGCGUGAGCGGCCAUCAUUUCACAACACGCACACGCCGGGAUACACCGGGAUUAGGCAAAGCAUUUUUGUUUUGUUUUGGGGAAACUGCUCGGAAUUGAUCCCCCCCAUCCAAAAAGUCCUAAAGGACAGGAGUGGAGAGCCAGACAGUGAUUGGUAAGAAAAAAGAAAGUUCUGUAACAUUGUAUUGUAUUUGCAAUUCAUUUAUCUCAUUAAAUCAUUGCUUGACUGACUCAUACAUUACUAAAUGUUGGUAAAAUAAACUGUUUUCUCUAUACAAUUACUAAUAUACAAUUGACAUUAAUGAAUAAUCUAAAUUUAAAGUAAGUACAAAUUAUUUUUCUUUUUUUUUUUUAAAUGUACAUGUGCCCACCCCUGCUAUACACACACACCCACACACACAUACGCGCGCGCACACACAAACACGGCCACCUGCAUGCAACUACGAGUCACACUGUAAAUACAACAUGCAUUUUUUUCCCCCCCCCAAUUAUUUUUUUUAAAAUUCCUUAACUGUAAAGGGCAAAAACAAGCAUCAAAUCAUAGCCUCGUCCAUAUUGUGUCCAAAACCGUCAUGUAGUAAUAAUUCUAGCGAUGAUGAUAAUGAUAAUAUGAUGUGGAACGAGAGGUUCUCACUUCAUUUCAUGACAGCAGCACUUGAUGGUAUUCAUGUUUGUGAACUUGACUUGAUGAAUUGUUUCACUGAGUUGGCUUGUAGUCAUUUGGUUUAUAUACAUAUAUACAAACAAAUAUGUAUAUAUGCAUAUAAUAUAAUCAUAGAGAAUAUUUCGAGGCAUUUUGUACUUUUUUUUUUUUUUCUAUGGUUGCCUUCUGCAGACGUGGAAACUGAUGAAGGCUUUCAAUGCUUUUCAACGUGUUCAAGUGUUAAGUAUAAGCCCCGGCCAAUCACAGCCUCUCUGGGCAAUGUUGAAGGCAGAAUGCAUGCUGGGUAAAAAACAUAAAAAUCCCCCCCCCCCCACACACACAAAAAGAGAAGUCAGAUAGACUCCACUGCUUUGUUAUUUACAGUAUGCAAAGUGUAAAAGUGUAAGGGCCAGAUGUAGGUUUUUGGUUAUUUGUGUAUGAGUCAGCAACUUGUUGAUACUAAUCUGUGUGAAAAUAUGGAUGGAGGAAUUUCUUUUCUUUUUUUUCUCUUUUUUUUUUCAUGUCACAAUGGAUUGUUCCCCCUAGAGUCCGGUCUGUCGUUUCCUGAUGUCUUACAUCGUUUUCCAUGAACCGGGAAGUAUCUGGCAACCUAACGAAAUACAUUUUAGUCACAAAGAACAUGCCCCUCGCCUCACCUUGGAAUAAAAAAAAAAUGUAAAAAAAAUGGUACGGUCCUGUCCUCAACCAGGAAGUAGCCUGCUUGCCUACGAACGGACAAAAAUGCAAAAUGGCUCUCUGGGAUUUUUGGCUUUGUUUGUUUUCUCUUUCACUUUAGUGAACUGUCCAGCCUUGGCAGAGGUCUGCGCUCUGCCGAGUGACAUUAUGUUUUGAAUAAGUUGUUUCUAUCCAAUGGACAAAGGGGACAAUGGCGCUGUUUUGAGUCAAGACAAUUAUAGAGGCGAUAACUUCUGUAUGAACGGAGGGAGUGACAAUCAAAGACUUUGGACUUUCUCUCUUCUUCAAGUGGCCUACUGUACCAUAAACUCCUUUUUCUCUUCUAUGCUGCCUAUAAUGUACGUGUACGUCUCUAGAAGUGCUUCUUUUUCUUCUUUUCUUUUUGUAAAACGGAAAAACAAAGUGGCGAUGAAUGAACAAGAACAAAAAAAUUGGAUAUAAAUGUGACUAAGCUGCCGAAAGAAACCAAGAGUUGCUCACUAUGUCUGA